AUGGCCAAGAUCGACGCGGCCGUCGCCAAGGCGCGUGCCCUUGACAUGCUGGAGUUUAUCAACGCGGCGUGGACGCCAUACCAUGCAGUCGAGGAGUCUGCAAAGCGGCUGGCGGCGGCGGGGUUCCAGCACAUUGCUGAGAAGGAUGCCUGGGACCUCCAACCCGGCGGCAAGUACUACUUCACACGCAACAUGUCCACCAUCGUGGCCUUCGCCGUGGGCAAGAAGUACAGCCCAGGGAACCCGUUCUACAUGAUUGGGGCCCACACAGACUCCCCUUGCCUCAAAGUCAAGCCCGUGUCCAAGGCCACCGGCGGGGGCUGCCAGCUCAUCAAUGUCGAGACAUACGGCGGCGGCCUUUGGUACACCUGGUUUGACCGAGACCUGGGGGUCGCGGGCCGCGCGCUGGUGCGGGAGGGCGACAGACUGGUGCACAGGCUCAUCAAGGUGACUAAGCCGGUGCUGAGGAUUCCCAUGCUGGCGAUACACCUCCAGAGAAACAUGUACCAGGAGGGCUUCAAGCCCAACUUCCAGACCAACCUGAUGCCCCUGCUGGCCACCUCCGGCAAGGCCGCCGCCGCCGCCGCCGCCGCCGCCCCCGUCACCCCCUCCGCCGUCGCCGGCGCGAGCGCCGCCGCGGCCUCGCCCGACGGCGCCGCCGCCGCCGGCGACCCCGCGACCAACGGCGCCGCGGGCGCGGACGGGUCGGUCGCGGCGAAGCACCACGCGCUGUUCAUGCAGCUCGUCGCCGACGAGCUGGGGUGCAGCCCGAACGACGUGGUGGAUUUCGAGCUGAACGUGUGCGACGUGCAGCCGGGGGUGCUGGGGGGCGCGGCGGAGGAGUUUGUGUUUGUGGGGCGGCUGGAUAAUUUGGCGUCCUGCUACACGGCAAUCGAGGCCCUGUGUGACUCAGUGCGUGGCGAUGACUCGCUGGAUGAUGAGGUGGCGGUCCGCAGCCUGGCCUGCUUUGAUCACGAGGAGGUCGGCAGCGACAGCGCGCAGGGCGCGGGCGGCCCCGUCAUGCGCGACACCAUCACCCGCGUCGCGCGGGCGCUCUCCCAGGGCCAGGAGGGCGCGGUGGAGCGGGCGCUGCGGCAGUCCUUCCUCGUCUCGGCCGACAUGGCCCACGCGCUGCACCCCACCUACACCGACAAGCACGACGCCCUCAACGCGCCCGCCUUCCACGGCGGCCUGGUGCUGAAGCACAACAGCAACCAGCGCUACGCCACAAACGCCAUCAGCGCCGCGCUGUUCAGGGGGUUGGGGUCGGGGGUUGAGGUUGGCGCGUUCUCGGUGGGGUCGACGGGGUGA
Messenger RNA from Monoraphidium neglectum, 1311 nucleotides. RefSeq names its product Aminopeptidase I zinc metalloprotease. The transcript is spliced from 10 exons. Gene Ontology annotation, biological process: proteolysis. The coding region runs from base 1 to 1311 and encodes 436 amino acids. Lineage: Eukaryota; Viridiplantae; Chlorophyta; Chlorophyceae; Sphaeropleales; Selenastraceae. Gene Ontology annotation, molecular function: zinc ion binding; aminopeptidase activity. The record is from RefSeq and is a predicted model, not a curated record.